CGUGCGCUGAUCGUUUGUUUACGACCGGUUUAGCUCGUUUGUUUGUUGAAAAUAGUGCAGAUUUCAAGAAAAAUCCUAGAAUAAGUGAAUAAACACUAAUAUUAUUCCAUAAAAAAUGUUCCAAAAUACCAUCAAACUCAUCUCCCGGUUAUGCAGCCCCAUAGUUCAAACCAGCAUCCGACAUUACCCGGCCCCAGUGAAGCGCUUCUACCGCAAAACCGGCAUCAUCUCCAGCAACGGGCGGUACGAGAUUACGCUGGACCAGCGCAAGCUCAAGACGCCGAAGGGAGCGCCGUUCUACGUCGAGAGUGAACCGCUGGCCGUGGCCGUCGCCACCGAGUGGGACGCCCAGAAGGAGACGAUCGACCGGUCCAGCAUGCAUCUGACGGCCCUCAGCAGUACGGUUCUGGACAAUCCCAGCGGGUUGAAUAAAAUGGACAUUGUAAAUUAUCUUGUGAAUUACAUCAGCACAGACGCGAUUCUGUAUCAUUCGAGUCACGAACAACGCCUGAAAGAACUUCAGCUGGCCGAGUGGAGUCCGAUCGUCGACUGGUUCAACAAGCGGUACGACGUGGAACUGAAGGCCACCGAUGGGCUGGAAGUGCCCAGCUUUCCGCCGGGUACGGCCAUGAACAUCAGCCGAUAUCUUUCCUCCUACAACGAGGCUGCCCUGAACGGAUUUAUGUUCGCCACGGACACACUCAAGUCGGUCGUGCUGACCUGCGCCUGCAUGGAUCGGUUCAUAAGUGUGGAAAAGGCUGUUCUGUUGACCCGGCUUGAGGAAGAGUACCAGCUGGGUCACUGGGGAAGGGUAGAGUGGGCGCACGAUAUGCAGCAGUUGGAGUCGCAGGCGCGACUUGCGGCCGCGGUCAUGUUUGUGCACUUUAACUCGAGUAAUGCGUUUGUGAAGCAGAAGAUUGCCGUCGGGGAGAUUUAGACGGAAUAAAGUUUAUUGUGCAAA
This is a messenger RNA of Culex quinquefasciatus (southern house mosquito), 961 nucleotides long. Its product is annotated as ATP synthase mitochondrial F1 complex assembly factor 2. The record is from RefSeq and is a predicted model, not a curated record. The coding region runs from base 116 to 937 and encodes 273 amino acids. Gene Ontology annotation, cellular component: mitochondrion. NCBI's taxonomy places the organism in Eukaryota, Metazoa, Arthropoda, Insecta, Diptera, Culicidae. The transcript is spliced from 4 exons. Gene Ontology annotation, biological process: mitochondrial proton-transporting ATP synthase complex assembly.